GUGUUGUUCUUCUGAAGAAACGGUAGAGUGGAGAACCUUCUUGUUGCAGCACUCUGCUCACGCAGCCAGAUAAAAUGAGCGAUGCCGAGAUGGAAAUAUUCGGGGUGGCUGCCCCAUACCUCCGCAAAUCAGAGCGGGAGAGAAUCGCAGCCCAAAACAUGCCGUUUGAUGCCAAAACAGCCAUCUUUGUGCCUGACCCAAAGCAGGAGUAUGUGAAGGGGAAAAUCAGAAGCCAAGAUGGCCCCAAGGUCACCGUGGAGACUGAGGAUGGAAAGAUUGUCGUAGUUCACCUGGACGACACUCGCCCCAUGAACCCUCCUAAGUUUGACAAGCUGGAGGACAUGGCAAUGCUGACACAUCUGCACGAACCAGCUGUGCUCUUUAACCUCAAGGAGCGCUACGCCACCUGGAUGAUCUACACCUACUCUGGGCUCUUCUGCGUGACUGUGAACCCCUAUAAGUGGCUACCAGUCUACAACCCAGAGGUGGUGGCUGGAUACCGUGGGAAGAAACGGCAAGAGGCCCCCCCACACAUCUUCGCCAUCUCUGACAGUGCUUACCAGUACAUGCUCACAGAUCGAGAGAACCAGUCUAUCCUGAUCACUGGAGAAUCUGGUGCCGGGAAGACCGUCAACACAAAACGAGUCAUCCAGUAUUUUGCAACAAUUGCAUCAAUGGGAGACUUGAGCAAGAAAGAGCAACUUUCCGGCAAAAUGAAGGUUCAGUUCACUUAUCUCACAUUCUGGCAAUGUAUUGAUCAGGGGAAUCUGGAGGAUCAAAUCAUCCAGGCUAACCCUCUGCUGGAAGCUUUUGGGAAUGCCAAGACUGUGAGGAACGACAACUCCUCUCGCUUUGGGAAAUUCAUCCGCAUCCACUUUGGAACAAAGGGGAAGUUGGCAUCAGCUGAUAUUGAAACAUACCUUUUGGAAAAAUCCAGAGUGACCUUUCAGCUGCCGGCAGAGAGGAGUUAUCACAUCUUCUAUCAGAUCUUGUCAAACAAGAAGCCUGAUUUAAUUGAGAUGAUGCUAAUAACCACCAACCCAUACGACUACCCUUUCAUCAGCCAGGGAGAAAUCACUGUGCUGAGCAUCAAUGAUCCCGAGGAGCUGAUGGCCACUGAUAGUGCCAUUGACAUCCUGGGGUUUAACACGGAGGAAAAGGUCGGCAUCUACAAGCUGACUGGCGCUGUGAUGCAUUAUGGUAACAUGAAGUUCAAGCAGAAGCAGCGGGAGGAGCAGGCGGAGCCCGACGGCACCGAGGUGGCGGACAAAGUGGCCUACCUCAUGGGUCUGAACUCUGCUGAUUUGCUGAAGGCUCUGUGUUACCCCCGAGUGAAGGUCGGGAAUGAGUAUGUCACCAAAGGUCAGACUCCUCAGCAGGUGAACAAUGCCAUGGGCGCCCUGUCUAAGGCCGUGUAUGAGAAGCUGUUCCUGUGGAUGGUCACACGUAUCAAUCAGCAGCUCGACACCAAACUUCCAAGACAGCAUUUCAUUGGCGUCCUGGAUAUCGCAGGAUUUGAGAUUUUCGAGAUGAACAGCCUGGAGCAGCUGUGCAUCAACUUUACAAACGAGAAGCUGCAACAGUUUUUUAACCACCACAUGUUUGUGUUGGAGCAAGAGGAAUACAAGAAAGAAGGGAUUGCGUGGGAGUUCAUAGACUUUGGCAUGGAUUUGGCAGCCUGCAUUGAGCUCAUUGAAAAGCCGAUGGGUAUUUUCUCUAUUCUGGAAGAGGAGUGCAUGUUUCCAAAGGCAACAGACAGCUCCUUCAAGAACAAGCUGUACGACCAACACCUGGGGAAGAACAGCAUCUUUCAGAAGCCCAAGCCCUCCAAAGGAAAGGCCGAAGCUCACUUCUCACUGAUGCAUUAUGCCGGCACUGUCGACUACAACCUCAGCGGCUGGCUGGAGAAAAACAAAGACCCACUUAAUGACACUGUGGUGCAGCUUUAUCAGAAAGCUUCCCUGAAGCUGCUCUGUCAGCUGUUUGCCACAUAUUCCACUGCUGAAGCUGAUGGAACUAAGAGAAGUACCAAGAAAAAGGGUUCUUCCUUCCAGACGGUUUCUGCACUUUUCAGGGAAAACCUGAAUAAACUGAUGGCCAACCUCCGGUCCACACAUCCACACUUUGUAAGAUGUAUUAUCCCCAAUGAAACCAAGACCCCAGGCUCCAUGGAUCACCAUCUUGUCCUUCACCAGCUGCGCUGUAACGGUGUGCUGGAAGGUAUCAGGAUUUGCAGAAAGGGAUUCCCCAGCAGGAUCCUCUAUGGAGAUUUCAAACAGAGAUACAGGAUUCUGAAUGCCAGUGCGAUCCCUGAGGGUCAGUUUAUUGACAGCAAGAAAGCUUCAGAGAAACUGCUCUCCUCCAUUGAUGUGGAUCAUGCCCAGUAUAGAUUUGGAUACACAAAGGUGUUUUUCAAAGCCGGCCUGCUGGGUCUCCUGGAGGAGAUGAGGGAUGAACGACUGGCGGUGCUGAUGACUCGGAUCCAGGCUGUGUCCAGAGGUUAUGUCACCAGGCUCAGGCUCAAGGAGAUGAUGAAGAAAAGAGAGUCAAUUUUCAUCAUCCAGUACAACAUCCGCUCCUUCAUGAAUGUUAAGAACUGGCCUUGGAUGAGGCUCUUCUUCAAGAUUAAGCCUCUGUUACGGAGUGCCGAGGCUGAGAAGGAGAUGCAGAACAUGAAAGAGGAGUUUGCACGACUCAAAGAGGAGUUGGCAAAGUCGGAGGCCAGGAGGAAGGAGGUGGAGGAGAGAAUGGUGAUGCUCGUCCAGGAGAAGAAUGACCUCUACCUUCAAAUCCAAGCAGAGAGGGAGAACCUGUGCGAUGCCGAGGAGAGGUGUGAAGGCCUGAUAAAAAGCAAGAUCCACCUGGAGGCCAAAGUCAAAGAGUUCUCAGAGAGGAUGGAGGAAGAGGAGGAGAUCAAUGCCGAAAUCACUGCAAAGAAGAGGAAGCUGGAGGACGAAUGUACGGAGCUCAAAAGAGACAUCGAUGACCUCGAACUCACCAUCGCCAAAGUGGAGAAGGAGAAAUAUGCCACAGAAAAUAAGGUUAAGAACUUGGUCGAGGAGCUCACUACUCUUGAGGAAAAAUUGCUGAAGUCCUCCAAGGAGAUCAGAGCUUUGCAGGAAGUGCACCAGCAGACCUUAGAUGACCUCCAGGCUGAGGAGGAUAAAGUGAACUCUCUAAUGAAGAUCAAAAUCAAGCUGGAGCAACAGGUUGAUGAUCUGGAGGGCUCACUGGAGCAGGAGAAGAAGGUCCAUGCAGACUUGGAGAGAUCCAAAAGAAAACUGGAGGGGGAUCUGAAGCUGUCCCAGGAAACCAUCAUGGACCUGGAGAAUGAAAGACAGCAAAUGGAGGAGAGACUGAAAAAAAAGGACUUUGAAAUCAGCAGCCUGCAGUGCAAAAUUGAAGAUGAGCAAGUCCUAAAUAGUCAACUGCAAAAGAAGAUCAAAGAGCUUCAGGCUCGCACUGAAGAGCUAGAAGAGGGAAUCGAGGCUGAGCGCUCGGCUCGAGCCAAAGUGGAGAAGCAGAGGUGUGAUCUGUCCAGAGAGCUGGAUGAGAUCAGCGAGAAGCUGGAGGAGGCCGGAGGAGCCACCGCUGCUCAGGCCGAGCUGAACAAGAAGCGCGAGGCUGAGUUUCAGAGGCUGCGUCGAGACCUGGAAGAGUCCACCCUGCAGCACGAAUCCAUCGCCGCCACUCUACGCAAGAAACAGGCUGACAGUGUCGCCGAGCUCAGUGAUCAGAUAGACAACCUUCAGAGAGUCAAACAGAAACUGGAAAAAGAGAAAAGUGAGCUGAAGAUGGAAGUCGACGACAUGGCGAGCAACACGGAGUGUGUUCUGAAAAGCAAGGCUAAUCUGGAGAAAAUGUUCAGGAACCUUGAGGACCAAAUGAAUGAAUAUAAAACCAAAGCAGAUGAAGCCCAGAGGUCUCUGAGUGAUUACACUACACUCUGUGCUCGUCAACAAACAGAAAAUGGUGAGCUGACACGUCUGCUGGAGGAGAAAGAGAUCACCCUGUCCCAGCUGAGCAGAGUCAAAACUGUGGGGAGUCAACAAAUCGAAGAGUUGAAGAGACUUUUGGACGAAGAAAUGAAGGCAAAAAAUGCCCUGGCUCACAGUUUGCAGUCAUCUCGUCACGACUGUGAGCUGCUGAGAGAGCAGUACGAGGAGGAGCAGGAGGCCAAAGCUGAGCUGCAGCGCUGCCUGUCCAAAGCCAACAGCGAGGUGGCUCAGUGGAGAACAAAAUAUGAGACAGAUGCCAUCCAACGCACCGAGGAGCUUGAGGAGGCGAAGAAGAGGCUGGCCCAGCGGCUGCAGGAGUCUGAGGAAAUGACAGAAGCAGCAAAUGUCAAAUGUGCAUCUCUGGAGAAAACCAAGCAGAGGCUGCAGGCGGAGGUGGAGGAUCUCAUGGUUGAGCUGGAAAGGUCAAAUGCAGCCAAUGCCACCUUGGACAAGAAACAGAGGAACUUUGAUAAGAUCCUGGCUGAAUGGAAACAGAAAUAUGAGGAGAGUCAGUCAGACCUGGAAGUUUCCCAAAAAGAGGCUAGAGUGCUCAGUACAGAACUCUUCAAGAUGAAAAACUCGUACGAAGAGGCUCUGGAUCAUCUGGAGACCAUGAAAAGAGAGAACAAAAACCUUCAGCAGGAAAUUACAGAAAUCACAGAUCAAAUUGGACAAUCUGCAAAAACUAUCCAUGAGCUGGAGAAAGCUGCAAAGCAAGCUGAGCAGGAGAAGCGAGACAUCCAGGCGGCUCUUGAGGAAGUUGAGUCUUCCCUGGAACACGAGGAGGCCAAAAUCCUGCACCUGCAACUGGAGCUGAAUCAGAUCAGGUCAGAAGUAGACAGAAGGGUGGCGGAGAAAGACGAAGAAAUCGACCAGCUCAAGAGGAACUACCAGAGAACUGUGGACACUCUGCAGAACACGCUGGACACCGAGACACGUAGCAGGAACGAUGCCGUCCGGAUGAAGAAGAAGAUGGAGGGAGAUCUGAAUGAGAUGGAGAUCCAGCUUGGUCAUGCUAACCGCCAAGCAGCCGAGGCCACCAAACAAACCAGGAACCUUCAGGCUCAGUUAAAGGAUGCUCAGGUUCAUCUGGAUGAAGCAUUGCACUGUCAGGAGGACUUUAGGGAACAACUAGCUAUCACAGAGCGCCGCAACAACCUGAUGAUGGCUGAGAACGAGGAGAUCAAAGCGGCGCUGGAGCAAUCGGAGAGAGGCCGCAAGCUGGCCGAGCAGGAACUGAUCGAAGUCAGUGAGAGGAUUCAGCUGCUGCACUCUCAGAACUCCAGCCUCGUAAACACUAAAAAGAAGAUGGAGUCUGAUUUAAUUCAGCUGCAGUCAGAGAUGGAGGACACCGUCCAGGAGGCGAGGAAUGCAGAUGAGAAGGCCAAAAAAGCCAUCAUGGAUGCUGCCAUGAUGGCUGAGGAGCUGAAGAAAGAACAGGACACCAGCGCUCACCUGGAGAGGAUGAAGAAGAACCUGGAGGUGACAGUGAAAGACCUGCAGCAGCGUCUGGAUGAGGCCGAGCAGCUGGCUCUGAAGGGAGGGAAGAAAGAGCUUCAGAAACUGGAAGCCAGGGUCCGUGAGCUGGAAAAUGAAUUAGAAUCAGAACAGAAACGCAGCGGGGAGGCCAUGAAAGGUGUGCGGAAAUAUGAGAGGAAAAUUAAAGAGCUCACUUAUCAGAGUGAGGAGGAAAAGAAGAGCGUGGCACGACUUCAGGAUUUGGUCGAUAAACUGCAACUGAAAGUGAAAGCAUAUAAGCGGCAGUGUGAGGAGGCGGAGGAACAAACCAGCAUCCAUUUGGCUAAAGCUCGGAAGGUGCAACACGAACUGGAGGAAGCUGAGGAACGAGCUGAUAUCGCAGAAUCCCAGUUGAAUAAAUUACGAGCAAAGAGCCGCGAUAUUGUUGGUAAAGGGGAAUAGAAGUCUACGCUGUAUCAGCUUUGUGACAGUGCAUUUUCCAGACAGUCCAAUAGGUUUUAAAAUGGUUUAUUUAGCUUUAGAAGAAGAAUUUUUCACAACCUACAGUAUAAAGGAACACUACAAUUUAUCCCAAAAACUCAAAUCACCAAAUUUGGAGAUGCAUGUUUUUCUUUGGACAGUAAGCUGUGGCUUUAGUUUCAGCAUUAUUUGAUCACUGGGUGACAGUUGUACAAAUCAUGGUAAAAAAGUAAUAAACUCACCUUCCAAUAAGCGAAAAAUGUCAUAUAAGGUGAUGUGAUGAAUGACAUCAUAUUUAUUACAUUAAAGCUGUAAUCGGUAACCUUUAUAAAAACAACUUUUUAUCAUAUUUGCUGAAACUAUCAGUAUAUCCAGACAGUAGUGCAUGAGACAGAUAAUCUGUGAAAAAAUCAGGCCUGUGAAUGGUUUCGUUUUGGCUUGACUGUUUCCAACAUGGCAGCCGGGCCACAAACUCAUUCUCAUGUUACAUCUAAACCGUACACUAAAAUAUGUUUUUGAACACCUGAGGUGAGAAAUAGGCAAUGCAGCAACUGAAUCUUGAUUAAAAUUUUAUCAGUGCUGCCUUUGAGAGUUUGACGCAGUUCAGGAGCAACGAUUGACAUGAUUGACAGCUGCAUUAGAGACCCCUUGACUCUGACUGAUCGCUUUCGUUCAUGGGUGGUGGAUUCCAGCAAAUGCCAUUAGAGGCACUACAAGGAGGCAGAGUAACAUGAUUUUAUCUGUCUCAUGUACUUAUGUGUGAAUAAAGUGACAGUUUGAGCAAAUAUAACUAAAGUUAUUUUAAAAAAGUUGUGAACUACAGCUUUGAAAGGGCAGUUGCAUUAUGGGAAAUGUAGGAUCCAGGGUUUUAGAUGUUGGUCCCCACUAGGAACUAACAGUCUGCAUAUGUUGUUCUCUAGUUCUUCAAUUUUUGUACAUUUUUCUUUCUUUCUGUCUCUUGGAAAUGUCAUUAACUUGGCAGAUAUUUAGUCAUGAACCAAAGUAUUGAACAGAUUAAAACUUUAAUCUACUGGUGGCACUUGAAGUUAAGGGAUCACCAAAGUCAUUUGGAUUCAUCCUCUGAGGAACAUGAAUGUCUGCAACAAAUUUCAUGACAAUCCAUCCAAUACAUGUGAAGACAUUUUACUCAAAUCCAGAAGUGUCAAUCUCAUUGUGGUGCUACAGGAAAAGUCAGAGUAUCACCAAGCCAGUAGGAAUCAUCCACUGGGGAACAUGAAUAUGUCAACAAAAUUUCAUGACAGUGCAUCCAAUAGUUGUUGAGAUAUCUCAGUCUUUACCAAAGUGGUGGACUGACUGACAGACCAACUUUGCCACCAGCUUUAUCCCCGUCUAUGUCUAUGUAAAGAUCAUCUAGGGUUGAGUAAAGACUUGAGGCAGAGUUGUAGAAUGAUUAUAAACAAACAAUGUUUCCUGCAUAUAUACAGCAUCUGGUCACCAUUCUGUGUUGCUAAGCCUGGGAUCAAUGGAGACGGAGCAAAGAAAACAGUGUCGGCUCAACACGUUCCGGGAAUAGUGUCUACUCUACAGUUAUUUAUGCACUGACCUGAACUAAAACCUCAUUCUUACCAAGACACAGGAAAAUACCUUUCUGCCUAUCAAGCACUGCGAAAUA
This is a messenger RNA of Epinephelus moara (kelp grouper), 7569 nucleotides long. RefSeq names its product myosin-8-like. Lineage: Eukaryota; Metazoa; Chordata; Actinopteri; Perciformes; Serranidae. Gene Ontology annotation, molecular function: ATP binding; cytoskeletal motor activity; actin filament binding. Gene Ontology annotation, cellular component: myosin complex. Bases 75 to 5918 code for a protein of 1947 amino acids. The transcript has 39 exons. The record is from RefSeq and is a predicted model, not a curated record.